Symbiodinium natans is the source of this 5304-nucleotide messenger RNA. NCBI's taxonomy places the organism in Eukaryota, Dinophyceae, Suessiales, Symbiodiniaceae. The record is from the annotation of a GenBank genome assembly.
AUGCGCCGUCUCUGGGUUCCGCACCCUCAGCUGGUGUGGGCCCCCUGCUGGCUUCACGAUAUCAUUGAUGGCAUUGCUACGUUUGCCACCGAAGAUGGUGAGGCCUUCGAAGUCGGGACACAGGGCAUCGAGGAUCUGGAAGAAGUGCAGCCCCAGCAGGUGGUCGGUGUUGACAAUGUCUGCCUGCUGGACACGGUAACGAAAGCUGCGUUGCUGCAGACUGUGCGGGCGCGGUUCAAGAAGCAAACCAUCCACACGUGGGUCUCGCGAAUCCUCCUGGCGGUCAAUCCAUUUCAGGCUUUGCCGCUGUACUCCUCCGAGAUGCUUGACAAGUACAGGUACGCUUCGGAACCACAGGUCUUGCCGCCACACGUCUUCUGCAUCGCAGCAGAUGCCCUGUCCAACUUGCAGAUCUCUCGCAAGGACCAGGCGAUUGUCAUCAAUGGGGAGUCCGGUGCAGGCAAAACAGAGUCCGCCAAGCUGGUCAUGUCCUAUGUGGCCGAGGCAACGAAAUCUUCCGAGACACAGAAACAAUCCCAAGGCUUCGAGGAGAAGGUUCUACGAACCAACCCAGUGAUGGAAGCUUUCGGGAACGCAAUGACGGUGCGGAACAACAACUCCUCCAGGUUUGUGAAAUGGUUGAACUUUCAGCUUGAGGACGACCGGCUCAUUGGGUGUGAGAUACAGCAGUACCUCUUGGAGGGGACCAGGGUGUGCAGCGUCGCAAAGGGCGAACGCACCUACCACGUUUUCUUCCAGAUGCUGCAGGCCCGGCGUCUGCCAUUGCUGGAGAAAUUGGAGUUGGAGGACCCCAGCUGCUACCAGUACACCAAAGCCGGCGAGUUUGCAGUUCCGGGCAUGGACGAUGUCCUUGGCUUCGAGGAGCUCCGCGAGGCCUUUGCUCCAUUGGGCAUUGACGACGCCAUGCAGGUCCAGAUCUUCCAAGUCCUUGCUGCGGUUUUGAACUUGGGCAACUGCACCUUCCGAGCCGAGCGCGAAGACAGGCUGGAGGUGCUCGAUGAAGGCCCUGUCCAACGAGCGGCCAAGCUCUUGAGCCUGCCGGUGGAGGAUCUGAAGAAGUGCAUGCUCGUUCGCAAGAUUGCAAUAGGGCGCGACAUCGUGGAGUCCCCUCAGCGAGAAGACCAGGCGAUUGCAAGCCGUGACAGCUUGAGCAAAUGCCUCUACAUGCAGCUGUUUGCUUGGGCAGUGGACACCCUCAACCGUACGCUGCAUGUCAAUGACGCGCCAGGGACGCCUGACAAGAAGCGACAGUACCUGGGUAUCCUUGACAUCGCUGGCUUCGAAUGCUUCGACCACAACUCCCUGGAGCAACUUCUCAUCAAUCUGUGCAAUGAACAUCUGCAGCAGUUCUUCAACACGUUCGUUUUCCGGUCAGAGCUGGACGAUUAUGCGAAAGAAGGCCUCAAGCUGGUGUGCGAUGUGCAGUUCAGAGACAAUGCUGACGUGCUUCAGCUGGUUGAUGGCCGCGGGGGCUUGUUGGACAUGUUGGACGAGGAGGUCGUGAUGCCGAAGGCCACGGACGAAUCCUUUGUUUCCAAAGUGAAGUCAGGUCACUCAAAACACCCGUGCUUCGUGCAGUCCAAGAUCAACAACAGAGUCAAGUUCGGCGUCAAGCAUUUCGCAGGAGAAGUAACCUACAACUGCGAGGGCUUUCUGAAGAAGAAUGCAGACAAACCGCCCGACGACUUUCUGCAGUUGCUGUCUUGUUCAGAGCUUGACCUUUUGAAGCAGCUGGCCAGGGAGCCCGGACAAGAGGCCAGCUCGCCGGUGUCACCAACGAAAUCCAACAAUCGGAAGCCCAAGUCUACGUCGUCCAAGUUUCGUUCCUCCCUGCGCGUGCUGAUUGGCAAGAUCAGCUCAUCGGAUCCACACUUCAUUCGGUGCAUCAAGCCCAAUGCUCAGAAGGUGCCUGGCCUCUUUGAUUCGAAGAUGGUGUUGGAGCAGCUGCUUUUCAGUGGAGUCUUGGAAGCAGUUCACAUUCGUCAGCAGGGGUAUGCUUCCCGCCUGUCAUACGGCGAUUUCUUCAGCAGGUAUGCUAGCCUGGGCUCCAGGGCUGCUCAGGGGAGUGCAAGCGACUUGGCUCGUCACCUCAAGGAGAAGUUGGCCUUAGACCUUGAAGUCGGGAAGAGCAAAGUGUUCAUGAAGGCCUCUGCGGCAAGUGUCCUGGAGAAGGAGCGUGGACUUAUGCGGGCGCGGAUGGCCAUCCGGCUUCAAGCCCUUGUGCGAGCCAGGAUCGCCAGAAGUCGAUUCUCUGCAGCUCGACCGGCGAUGAAGGCUCUCAUGAACUGCUUGAGGCGCAUUGGUUGGGACGCCAGAAAGCCGGAGACGGACCAGCCGGUUCCAAUAUUGGGAAGACUUGGUCCGGAUGUCAAGGCCUUCCUGACCGAACUGGAGCAAGCCGAAAGUGCCUUGCCGCACCUGCCAAGCUCAGACAGACUGCGAUCCACCUCCCAGGCUGCGUUUGGCCGACUGACCAAGGAGCAGCAAUGCUUGGAGCUACUGGAGGGUUUGGCCAAGAGCACAGACUUUGUCGAGAUUGAGAAAGCACUGGCAAGAGCAACCUCCUUGCAGCUACCACCCACGCCUCUGACCGAGGAGCACCUUCCGCUUCGUUGCAAGGCGUUGCAACUUCAGGUUCCACUGGUGGAGGCAUUGCGCUCGGCCUUGGACGAGAAAAACGUGGAGUCGCUGACGCGCAUCAUUGACGAGGUCGGGAAGAAAGGCUUGAAGCUGGAUCCUUCAGGGUGGCUCCCCGAGCUUGCAGUCGGCGACUUGCUCCAGCAGGUGGAUGCACAGCGCCUGCAGCAUCAGGAGCGACAAAUGCGAGACGCAGAGGCCAGGCGGCAGUUGGAGCAGAAGCAGCAACAGCAGGAGCAACAGCAGCAACGGCAAGCGCCAGCUGCUCAGCCGGCGCCAGCCGAGCCACCACAGGCUCCCGCGCCCACCGCUUCGGUCGGAAAGCAGGCGCCGGCGCCUUCCCAUCCUCCGCAGCCAUUGCAGACUGCACCGUCCCAGCCGGAAGAGUCCAAGAGGUCUCAAGCAGACAGUAGACGACGCCGGCCGACAAUCACAGGAUUCAGCAGCGUUCAGCAAGCACAGCUUCUUGCAAGCCUGCAACGAGCGGCGGAGAACUUGGACUCCGCGGCGCUGGAGCAGCUCCUACACGAGGCCACACGCAACGGCAUCGAGGCGGCCGAGCUGAAGGAGUACCACAAGAAGAUGUGCGACCUGCAGAGCGAGGCCUUCUUGAGGCAGGCUGUGGAGCAAGUCCUCGAGGAGGUGAAGGCGGAAUGUCCUCCAUCGAAUGCACUGCAAAAGCUGCAGAACCUCUCGCAUCAGCUGCGCGUGCUGCAUGGAGACGCGGAGCUCAUCAGAUCAGCCUCACAAGCUGUUCAGCAGGGCACCCGACGACGAACCAAAAGCAUUGCUCCCUCGGCACACAUGCGUCGGGCAAGCGCCUUCGAUGUCAAAAGCACAGAGGAGCUGCGUGUGGCACGCGAAGCCUUUGGUGACCUGAGCUCCUUCUCCAAACUGAAGAGCGAAGGCACCUGGAAAGGCCAUCGAAGCAGCCAGCUGCAUCAGCUGGAGUUGGCUCCGUUCAUUGGAAAGAUGCUGGGCCAUUCCAAGGUGACCAUCGCGGAGUCGCUAACACAUCUGCCGAAGUCCCGUGAGGCUGCUGCCGUUCAGACCUUUCGGAACAUUCUGAUUUGGAUGGGGGAUCGCCCUGCGCAAGAGUGCCAACGAAUUGCCAGCCGAGAGAGCGUCAUCAACUCUGUCAGUUCAGAUCCUCUCAUGCGCGAUGAAACCUUCGUCCAGAUCCUGAAGCAGCUGACUGGCAACCCAUCAGCGCGCUCUGAGUGGCUUGGUUGGCAGCUGCUCCUACAGCUGUGCCAUUUUACGCCACCAAGUGAUGAGUUGGAUGACUUCGUGCGGUUCUUCUGUGUGCAGAAAACGCACGCUGCGCCGCUGAGCUCCGGUGACGCGCGUGCCCUGGAGCUCGACCGCAUCGCAAGAGAAUGCAUGGAGGCAUUGACGGCUGCGGCGCCCGCCAAAGCCACAGACGACACAUCUGGGGACAUGGUUGGCGUGCUGGUCUACCUGAUAGAUGGUUCUUCGCAGAAUUUAUUCGUGCCGGUGGCAACGACUCUCAAAGACAUGUCUUCCUUAAUGGGAAGCAGAGUCGGCGUGAAGCACUGGCGGGAUUUUGCUUUCUUCCAAACAACUGGCAAGGGUGAGUCGCUCAGGAUGCUUCCAGACAUCCUUCCUGUCUCGGAGCUCAUUAGCAUGUGGCAGAAGAUCCGCGAGGCUACUGGCUUGACAGGGCACUUGCAUUGGCGGCGGCGGUUUCUGUGGCCUCAGGAGAUGCUCCAGGCUGGAGAUCUGCACCAUGCGGCUCUCACGUUCCGACAGGCUGUACGCAGCCACUUGCACCGACCAGCUCCGUGUCAGGCGGGGGCUGAGGCUGAGGAAAUGAUGACGGCAGCAGCCCUCUUGUGGUUGGAAAGUUACAACCCGCUGCAACAGAUUAAGGAUAAUGACAGGCUUGUUCACGAGCUCCUAAAGGGGCAGAUGAGCGGCUUGAAGCCGACGCAGCAGGAUGCUAUCAGGCAGCGGCUGCAAGCGAAGGUCAAGGACUUGCGAAAGGAAUAUGGGCCACGGGUUCCACAACUGCAACGAAUGACGCGAGCGUUUGCGUUGAUGCGUUGCUUCCCGCACUUUGGCACCCACCACUGGCCAGCAAAAGGAAUCUCCGCAGCCAAAGUUCAUGCUGCUGGAAACGCGGCGGUAAGCAAUCCGCCGGACAAGAAUUUGGUUCUGCACCUGCGGCAGACUGAGCCGGAGCUUUGGAUUUUCGUCGAUACCUUCGGCUUGCACUUGGCUCCGGCGCUGGCCAGUCACACAAGUGGGGCGGCGCUGUGGAGCUUUCUCUUCCAAGACACAGCUUCGUCUGGGGACAGCGAAGUGCAUAAUGAGACCAGUCCGAGUUCGCCGGCCACUGCGUAUUCUCGCAGGAGGUCUCUGAGCGAGAUGGCGUCCGACGAUGGUGCCACAACACCGUCUGUCAGACGGAACAUUCGACUGCCCAAGCAAUGCGGACGUUUGCUUCGAUGGGGAGCCAAGCCUGGUGCCUUGCAGCUGGUCGUGCACAGUGCUGACCUUGGACGGUCGGGUCCCAUCCUGCCUCAGCUGAUAAGCCUCGCUUGUCCGGAUGCCUUAGACGCUGCCUUUGUUGUACAUAGCGCGCUCUGUGAGCUCUUGCACCUGCCGACGACAUGUUCUUAA